AUGACACCAGAGUUGUGGAGUAUUACACUGGAUCAUCGUACUCAGAUUCUCUUUAAUUUGGAUAUCAGUACGGUUUUGUUUAAUCUUGAGGUGAAGAACGGAUCGAAAGUGGUGGAGUCGGGAACUGGCAGUGGAUCGUUGUCCACCUCGUUCGCACGUACCAUUGCACCAGAGGGUCAUUUAUAUACAUUUGAAUUCCACGAGGAGCGUGCUAAGCAUGCUGUUCGUGACUUUACCGACAAUGGAAUCGACCAGUACAUCACAGUGACACAUCGUAACGUCUGUAAGGACGGAUUCAAACUGCCAGAGAUCGAAGGAAUGAUCGGAAACAUCGAUGCCGUCUUCCUCGACUUGCCAUCGCCAUGGGAAGCAAUUGACCACGCCGUUGCAGUGAUGCGUGAAGGUGGAAUGCUCUGCUCAUUCUCACCAUGUAUAGAACAAGUACAGACUGUUUGUUUAAAGUUAGAUGAAUCAGAUUUCGAAGAGAUUAAAACAAUUGAAGUAUUACUUAGAAAUAUAGAUAUUAGAAUUCAAGAAGAUCAAGAAUUAUUCUUAAAUAAUCCAUUCCAAAAGAUUGAAAGUAAAUUGAAAGAUAAAGAUGGUGAAACAAGCAGUAACGAAAAGAAAACAUACAAAAGAAAGAAGUGGGAGAAUGGAAAGAUUGAACCGUUUAGCAUUGGUGGUAUCAGCGGUGAAAACUAUCAUAAAUUACAAGCGAAACCUGUGACCAUCGAGAGAGGACACACAGGAUAUCUCACUUUUGCAAGAUAUAUGCCAAAGACAAUAUAA
This is a messenger RNA of Heterostelium album PN500, 789 nucleotides long. RefSeq names its product tRNA-methyltransferase subunit (gene trmt61). The transcript is spliced from 2 exons. Gene Ontology annotation, cellular component: nucleus; tRNA (m1A) methyltransferase complex. NCBI's taxonomy places the organism in Eukaryota, Evosea, Eumycetozoa, Acytosteliales, Acytosteliaceae. Bases 1 to 789 code for a protein of 262 amino acids. Gene Ontology annotation, biological process: tRNA methylation. The record is from RefSeq and is a predicted model, not a curated record.